GUUUGAAAGAAUCUGCUCUUGUAGAUUUUGACAUGAUCAUUCGAGAUCAACUCAUUUUGCCUACUGAAACACAAGCCGUUUGCUACCUCCAGCCUCACAAAGGUAAACGACAUGCCAUGUACACUGCCUUCCGCGUUCUUAUGGCCGCUGGCUGUGAAGCUAUCAUGUCUACUGACUCAGAUACUCGGUUUGAUCCUAACGCAAUGAUUGAAAUGGAGAAAGCCUUGCAUUGGUUUCCGAAUAUCGGUGCAGCUGCUGGUGAUGUCAGAAUAUGGAAUAGUAAAGAUAAUCUGCUCUCUUACAUGUCUUCUCUUCGAUACUGGAUGGCAUUUAAUAUUGAAAGAGCAGCUCAAAGCUUCAACCGAUGUGUUACCUGUGUCUCUGGCCCUAUGGGUGUCUAUCGAACACACGUAUUACGUGAGAUUUUGGAAGAGUGGAUUUCUCAGUCCUUUUUGGGCAUGGAGUGCACCUAUGGUGAUGACAGACACCUUACAAACCAAACGCUGUUAAAAGGUCACAAGGUGGUCUAUACACACUUGGCAUUUUGUGAAACUGAAACCCCAACUUCAUUUCUUCGCUGGUUCAAACAACAGACGCGAUGGUCCAAGAGCUUUUACCGAGAACUCUUUUGGAAUGCAAGAAGCAUUCAUAAGCACAGUCCAUGGAUGGCCGCUGAACUCUUUUAUCAAGGUAUCUAUCCCUUCGUGCUCCUGUUUUCCAUUUUCCAAAUCUUGUUUUCCAAAACACCCUUGGUUCUCGUCGUUUGGCUAAUUUCUCUUGCUGCCAUUGCCUGUAUCAAGACGGUAUACUCUACCAUUGUUGCACUUUCACCUCGAUUCAUUGGUUUCCCGAUUUACUCCCUCUAUUACAUGUUUGGUCUUGUUCCUGCCAAGCUUUGGGCAAUUAUCUCUCUCUGGGACGUAGGAUGGGGCACUUCUGCAAGAUCUGCUGCAGAAAUGAAGAAAGAGAAUGUGUUUUUCAGUCAAUUGAAAGAGGCAUUGCCUAUUAUCUUUUGGCUGCUUCUGAUCCUCGCCGGUAUCAUCUUUAAUAUCGCCAUGUUCUUAUUGGAUCCUAAUAGACCGAGUGGCUCAGAUUUCUUUGGCCUCAAUGAUGCAUCUUCUAUGGACCCCACAUCUAUCAUAUUUUAUCCUUCCUAUCAAUAUUAA
Rhizopus microsporus ATCC 52813 is the source of this 1166-nucleotide messenger RNA. RefSeq lists its product as uncharacterized. Gene Ontology annotation, biological process: extracellular matrix assembly; hyaluronan biosynthetic process. Gene Ontology annotation, molecular function: hyaluronan synthase activity. Bases 33 to 1166 code for a protein of 377 amino acids. NCBI's taxonomy places the organism in Eukaryota, Fungi, Mucoromycota, Mucoromycetes, Mucorales, Rhizopodaceae. The transcript is spliced from 2 exons. The record is from RefSeq and is a predicted model, not a curated record.